UCUUUAUAAUCGUCAUAACAGCCUAACGCAAGUUUUUAAAUUCUGAUUCUGUAGCUCAUUGAAUCAUCACCUUUUAGUUUCAAUUCCAAUAGCAUUUUAAUCUGAUGUUUGUGUUAUUUAUGCACGUAACAUAUCGCCAAUUUUAUUAAAUUUAAGGGAAUUAUGUGCGCUCACUGGGCCUUCGACAACCCUUUUCUUUUUUAAUUCGCCUUUAUCACGCAACUCUAUAUGUUACCCUAGUACACAAAGUACCUUCUGGAUAAAUACAAACCGGGACAACUCACAAGUCUUACAAUAACAAUGGCGGCAGUGGCCAGCCUAAAACAUAUUUUUGGUUACCGAACCGGAAUUUCUGGAUCUAUAGUUUUUCUUGAUGAUCAGACUAUUGUUUAUCCAUGUGGAUCUAACUUAGUUCUCUACAACCUCGAGCAAAAAACGCAAAAGUUUAUUGCAGGUUUAGAAAAGUCAGAAGGAAUGACAGCUCUUGCAAUCAGUCCAAACAGAAGGUACAUUGCUCUUUCUGAGAAAACGCUGGAUAAGCCUGUCGUAACCGUAUAUGAUGUACACACUCUACGCAAGAAAAAAUCACUUCACACCUCUGACAAUCAUUCCAAUGAAUUUGUCAGCAUAGCUUUUUCUCCGGAUUCAAAAUAUCUUGCAGUACAGAGUGGGAGUCCUGAAUGGAUUUUAACAUACUGGUCAUGGGAGAAACCAAAACAACUCGCUAGUGUUAAAACGUCCACAUCUAACCCCAUCAAACAAAUCUCUUUCAGUCCCCAAGAUUGUACAUUAAUAUGUGUUGUUGGCACUGAUAUCAUCCGUCUGUAUCGCUAUGGGGAAAACAAUCUCAAAACAUAUGGCAUAAAUAAGGUUGAACCUCGAAACUUUCUUUGCCAUACUUGGAUUGGUGGUGAGAAAAUUGUUGCCGGAACUGAGGACGGACGAUGGAUAUUGGUGGAAAAUGGAGAAUCAAAAUUGGAAUAUAACAUCUCCGCUAUAAAUGAAAAAAAUUGGGGAUAUCAGGAAAACAAAGAUAUUACACAAAUAAAAACUAGUAUAACAGCAUUGGCAUCAACAUCAAAAGGUUUACUUGUAGCUUCUUCAUCUGGUAUUGUCUAUUGGUUUGAGCAUAUUACUGUAGAUCAAAAAUUGCGUCAACAAUCCCAACAACAAAAUGAUAAACAACAGCAUGAUAAACAUGAAAAGAAACCUAUAACUUCAACUAAUCUAGCAACAAAGAGCACAACUAAUCAAACAACCAUCUCAUCAUCAUCAUUAAAGGAUGAAUAUCAGUUACUAGCUAGUGUAUGUUUACCUGAAGAUUUAAUAGUUAAUAAAGAUUCUGAUUGUAAUAUUAUUCCAAUUAUUACACAAUUACAAAUUAAUCCAUCCGAAGAUUUACUUAUCGCUGCAACAAAUACUCAUCAAUUAUACCAGUUUAAUUUAAACAAUAUUGAUACAAAUAUAAAGAAUAGUGAAUUAGCGGUAAAAAAUGAUGAUAUCAAUGGUAUCAAUAAAGAACAAUAUAAUCCAAGUGAAACAGUGAAAUUCAUUCCAGUGUCUCAAUUAUUUCAUAAUGGUCAAAUAAUUGGGAUGGAUGUAUGUCUACGUAAACCAUUAAUAGUUACAUGUGCAACAGAUAGAACUGUAAGAAUAUGGAAUUUUGAAACAAAUGAUCUUGAAUUAAUCAAACAAUAUGCUGAAGAAGUAUACAGUGUAGCACUACAUCCAUUUGGUUUAUUUAUUUUAAUUGGAUUUAGUGAUAAAUUACGUUUAAUGAAUAUAUUAAUUGAUGAUUUAAGAAUAUUUCAUGAAUUUACAAUACGUAGUUGUCGUGAAUGUGCUUUCAGUAAUGGUGGACAUUUAAUUGGGGCAGUCAAUGGAAAUGUUAUACAAAUUUAUUCAACGACAACAUUUGAUAAUCUCAUUAAUUUAAAAGGUCAUAAUGGUAAAAUUCGUUCUAUUAUUUGGUCAGAUGAUGAUUAUAAAUUAAUUUCAUGUGGAUUAGAUGGUGCUGUUUAUGAAUGGGAUACACAAAAAGGUACACGAAUUAAUGAGAAUGUGUUAAAAUCUUGUAGUUAUACAAGUGUAGCUGUUUCACAAGAUGCUAAAACUGUUUACGCUGUUGGUUCAGAUAAGACAUUAAAAGAAAUAAGUGAUUCACAAAUUAUACAUGAAAUACAAUCAAAUGAUCAAUUAUUUACAACCGUAACCAUUUCACGUUCUAAUCGUAUGUUAUUUUGUGGUUGUCAAAAUGGUUUAAUUAGAUCAUAUCAAAUGCCAUUAACAGAUCAUUCUAAUUAUCAAGAUUAUAUUGGUCAUAGUGAUAAUAUAACUAAAAUGAAAAUGGCAUUAUUUGAUGAAUAUUUAAUUACUGUAUCGAAUGAUUGUUCAAUCAUAAUAUGGAAUAUACAAGAACGUGAUGCACGUUCAAAUAAAACGGAUAAAGAAAAUAUAUGGAUGGAAGAAAUAUUAAUUACCAAGUCAGAUUUAGAAGAGAAAAAUUCAAUUAUGAAUGAAUUAAAAACUCGUAUAGAAGAAUUAAAAUUAGAAAAUGAUUAUCAAUUACGUAUAAAAGAUAUUAAUUAUAAUGAACGUAUAAAAGAAUUAACAGAAAAAUUUAUACAAGAAAUGGAAACAUUAAAAAAUAAAAAUCAAUUAUUAAAAUUAGAAAAAGAUAAUAAUCAAUUAAAUUAUAAUAAUCAAUUAAAUAAUUUAUUAAAUAAACAAAAUAAUGAUAUACAACAAUUACAAUUAUUAUCUAAUCAAAAAUUAAUUAAUGAAUAUAAUAAAUAUAAUGAAUUACAAUUAAAUACUAAAAAUAAUGAAAUUAAUUAUGAAAAACAAUUAAAUAAUAUACAAUUAAAUCAUGAAAAUUUAUUAAAUAAUACAAUUAAUAAUUAUGAAUUAAAAUUAAAUAAAAAAAAUCAAAAAAUUAAUGAAUUAUUAAAUCAAUUAAAACAACAAUUAAAUGAUCAUAAUUUAAUUAAAUCAUUAAUUGAACAAAUUAAUGAUCAAGAAAUUUUACAAUUAAUUAUUAAAUAUAAAAAAUUAUUUAAUAAUGAAUUAAAUUUAAAUAAAAAAUUAAAAAAUGAUUUAAAUUUAAUACAAAAACAAUUAAUUAAUUUACAAAAAAUUAUUGAUCAAUUAAAUUUAGAUAAAAAUAAAUAUAAUAUAGAAAUUAAUAAAUUAAAUAAUAUUAUAUUUAAUUUAGAAAAAGAUUUACAUAAUUUACAUAAAGAUAUACAAGAACGUGAUGAUACGAUACAAGAUAAAGAAAAACGAAUUUUAGAUUUAAAGAAAAAAAAUCAAGAAUUAGAAAAAUUCAAAUAUGUUUUAGAUUAUAAAAUUAAAGAAUUAAAACAACAAAUUGAACCAAGAGAAAAUGAUAUAAAAAAUUAUAAAGAACAAAUACAAGAAAUGGAAACUGAAUUACAACGAUUUCAUAAACAAAAUGAUCAACUUGAAAUAAAUAUAACUGAAUUAAAACAAAAAUAUAAAUCAGUUGAAAAUGAAUUAAAACAUGAACGUCAAUCAACAAGAGAUGUAGAAUCAAUAGUUCGCCGUUUAAAAACAGAUUUAUUCAAUGUUGUUGGAUUAAUACAAGAACCAAAACAAUUAAAAGCUGGUAUAUUAGCAUUAUAUAAAAAACAUAUACAUGAAGAUAUGGCUGUAGAUGCUACAGCUGAUGCUGAUAUUCAAAAAGAAUUCUUCAGACAACGAGAACAUCUUGAAAGAUCAGUUGCUGGAUUAAGACAAAAGUUGGCGCGUGAUAGUGAAAUGCAUCGAUCCGAUUAUGUUCGUAUUAUGCAAGAGAAUGUUACAUUAAUACAAGAAAUUGAUAAUUUACGCUCUGAACUUAAAUUAUCCCGUAAUCAUAUUCAUAAUUUAGAAGCUAUACUUGGUCUAAAUCGUAAAAAUGGUUAUCAAACUAAACAAUUAUUAAUCCAAUUAAAUAAAUCUAAUUUAGAUCCUAUACAACAAUCUAAUUAUGAUCAAUUACAAUAUACUAUUAAAGCACAACAAGAUUUCAUACAUACAUUACAAAUGAAAUUAAAUCAAACUAUUCAAGGAGAUAAUACAAAAGAUUUAUUAAAAGAAUUACAAUUAGCUAUACAUUCUGAACGGACGAAAUCAUCAUCAUCAUCAUCAUCACUGUCACCAACAUCAUCAUCAUCAUCAUCAUCGCCAGUAACCAUGACAACAAAUGUAAUACAAUCAAAACCUUAUUCUGGUUCAAAGAUCCUACCACCAAUUAAUCAUAAUAAUAAUAAUAAUAAUAGAUCAAUAAUUGAAAGUACAGAUCAGAAAACAUUUAAAUCUGCUUAAUAUAUAUAUAUGUGUAAGUGUUCUUUUUAUUUAUAUUUAAUAUUAUAAUCUAAUAACUAGAUCAUCAUGGGAAACUUGAAAACAUUGGAUAGUUGUUUCGUCCUAAUAUGGUACUUUUCAAUAGUGCACAUUCACAAUUAUUACAAUCUUCAAAAAAAAAAAACCCAAUUAUCUGGAUCAUAUUCUGCUACUUGUGGAUAUAAAAAUUUAGAGAAGAGUAUUUGAUUUAAUUAGUCUAAAGUAACGGAUUAUAUGUUUUUUAAUGAUUGUCAGUUUUUAUUAUGAGCUAACAACAACAGGAGUAAAUAUCUUGAUGUCAUUAAAAAUGUUUAAGUAAUGAGCAACUAUAUUCCUGAUAAGUCUUACUAAUUGAAUGUUAUACUUGGUUCAUAAGCUAGUCUCGUAACUUCCAAACUAGAACUAUACAGUGAUUUGAACAUGAGAGAAAAGGUGUAAAAUAUAUAAGAAGCACCUUACUCUAAAAGUUUCAUUCAUGUACAAAAAAAAAUAUAGAGUUUCUAGAGUCUUUUAGAAGUAGUUGGGUCUUCCCCGUAAAAUUCUAGAAUACUACAAAACAUAGUAGUAGUGUAGUAAUCAUUCAAUCAGAAACUCUACACAUGUGACUUUUCAAUUUCAUGAUCUUUCUAACAAAACUUCUAAUGAAUAUUGAUUGGAUAAAAUGCUUCUUAACGUCAAUUGAAGCUAGAUUACCAUAGAAAACUGUCUAGUGCUUUCAGGUUUUCUAUGAUGGUCUAACUUCAAUUGAUUCAUAAUUUCAACUAUAUAAAAUUACUACAAAAUCUCCACAAAACCCCCUUUUGAUAAUAAUUUCAAUAGUUGAAUUCAUGAAUUAAUUAAAGUUAAAAUACCGAAGAAAACCUGGAAUCAUUGGACAGUUGUUUUGUCCUAAUAUGGGACUCCUUAACAGUGCACAGUCAUGACUACUACAAUCUUCACAAAACCACUUUGUUGAUAAUAAACGUAAAUAGAUUGAGUGUUUGACACACAAUAGCACUACAAUAUAAAAAUCUAAAUGUGACUGAAGGACAAUUUCUUGGUGUUUGAUGAAUAAACAGUUACAUGAAUAGACGUUACUGUACAUUGAUAACAAAAUAAUCAAUAAUAUGGAUUUAAAUAAUGCGCCUUAAAGUCAAUAAUAGCAACUAAAUAAAACUUUGAAUGAUAACUAGAAUGAAAGAAGAGAUAACGAAGAACAUAUACAAGAUAUUGUAAUAGUUUUGAGUAAAACUUGGUUAGACAUUAACACCAUUGGAUGUCGGUAGGCUCAGUAUUCUAGUGGUUAAGUGCUGGCAAGAGAGACUAAUAGGUCCUUGGUGCGAAUCUCACGAGGCGGGAUUGUGGAUACGCACUGCCGAGGAGUCCUACAGUAGGAUGAAACGUCCGUUUAAUGCUUUCAGGUUUUCCAUGAUGGCCGUGCUUCAAUUGACUCAUGAUUUCAACU
Molecule: messenger RNA, 5791 nt
Organism: Schistosoma rodhaini
Lineage: Eukaryota; Metazoa; Platyhelminthes; Trematoda; Strigeidida; Schistosomatidae
Source: the annotation of a GenBank genome assembly